AUGCCUCUAACCGACUUAAGUGAACCAGAUGCAUCUCCAUUGGUUAGGGAGCUGUUAGGGAACACGAUAGGUCGUUAUCAUGUCUUCGUAGGGGAUCUUAGCCCAGAGGUCAAUGACGACAAUCUGGCAAUGGCCUUCAGUGCUUUUGGCACCAUGUCGGAUGCCCGUGUCAUGUGGGACAAGAAUUCUGGAAAAUCUCGCGGCUAUGGCUUCCUUGCCUUCGUAGACAAGACAGACGCAGAGCAGGCCAUCGCGACGAUGAAUGGCAAAAGGCUGGGCUCUGGGGAAAUCCGUUUCAAUUGGGCAAAUCAACGA
This is a messenger RNA of Laccaria bicolor S238N-H82, 315 nucleotides long. RefSeq lists its product as uncharacterized. Gene Ontology annotation, cellular component: cytoplasmic stress granule. Gene Ontology annotation, biological process: cytoplasmic stress granule assembly; regulation of mRNA stability; nuclear-transcribed mRNA catabolic process, nonsense-mediated decay. The transcript has a single exon. The record is from RefSeq and is a predicted model, not a curated record. NCBI's taxonomy places the organism in Eukaryota, Fungi, Basidiomycota, Agaricomycetes, Agaricales, Hydnangiaceae. Gene Ontology annotation, molecular function: mRNA binding. The annotation marks the transcript as partial.